GUUUGAUUUCUCCGCAUCGCCAGACCGACUGAUCCCUGCCGAGUCAGCCAUCAUAGAAACUCCGGCGGUUCGCCUCAAUCAUCCAAUAUAAGUCAUUCAGUGACGUGAUCUCCUCUGACUAACAGCUGUGACAUCCGCAGAUCCUCUUGGCCAGGCUACAUAUGCAGUUGAUGCCUUGAUGAAGUGGGUUAGCUGCAGAGCAGCACCUGCAGGUCCAACCCAGCCGGAUAAACACCCGCCACCAGCAAGGCAAGGUCCAGGAUGAAUUCAGGCAAUUGUUGGCAGAGACCCUGUAUUCCUCCUGUUGGUGGGGUGACUAUAUUGCCUUGCGUCAAGAUGACAAGGCACGGGGUAUAAAGAGCAAGUGACGAGCAUGCCCCAAAAUUGACAUCCAAGCUGUAUGCACAUGUCCAUUCACUUACUGUCACCAUGCGAGUCAGUCUCAGUCUCCUCCCUCUCUUUCUAUUAGGCACAUUCGCCAUUCCAUCCUCCCUCCUACAACGUCGCAAUGACACCAUUCCCCCAUUCUUCCUCCUGGCUGGCGACAGCACCACCGCCACCCAGUCCGCGGAUGGUGGCGGCUGGGGCGACGGAUUCAUCAACACGACGCUAUUCAACGGCGCGCGAGGAAUCAACUACGGCCACGACGGCGCAACCACAGUCAGCUACCGCUCCGGCGGCUACUGGGCGACUGUCCUGGAGAAAGUGCAAGAAUACAAGUCCGACUACCGCACCUUCGUGACCAUCCAGUUCGGCGACAACGACCAGAAACCCGCUGCCAAUAUCACGGUCCCGGAAUACACGGGCAACCUGGAGCAGUUCGUCCACGACGUUCGGAAUGCUGGAGGCACGCCCAUCCUGGUGACACCGCUGUCUCGUCGCGACUAUGAUAAUUCUACCGGCACGCCGACGAUUAUCCUCAAUCUGGAGGAUCAGCGCAACGCGACGAUUGUUGCUGCGGAGAGGACCGAUGCGGCGUGGAUUGAUUUGAAUAAGGCGAGUACGGAUUAUCUGAAUGCUAUUGGGCCGGCGGAUGCGUAUACGUAUAAUCUGGAUGCGGAUGACUAUACGCAUAUCAAUGUCGAGGGGAGUCAGGUCUUUGGAGGCAUGGUGGCGGCGUUGAUUGAUCAGAUCUUUCCUGAGCUGAAGAAUGAUGGUUACCUGGAGGUUUAUCCGAAUCUGCUGACGGCGUUGGAGGAAGGGGAGUACUAUUGGCCUUGAGAUCUGUUUGGUCUGGUUUGCAUGGCUUGCAUGCUGGGAAUGAAUGAUGUCUUUUUAUUGCCCGUUGUUGAUGCCGCAGCAGUUCCAAUAUGCAGCCCACUCCAUCACAAGGGCCCAGGGUCCAUUCUCCAUCUCUUGUCGAAUAUAACUAUGGAUCAUAUCAUAUAUAGGACGCCUUGGGCCAGAGAGCCACGACUCGGUAUCCUUGACAAAAGC
Molecule: messenger RNA, 1437 nt
Organism: Aspergillus heteromorphus CBS 117.55
Lineage: Eukaryota; Fungi; Ascomycota; Eurotiomycetes; Eurotiales; Aspergillaceae
Product: rhamnogalacturonan acetylesterase
Exons: 1
Coding region: 430-1221 (263 amino acids)
Molecular function (GO): hydrolase activity
Source: RefSeq, a predicted model, not a curated record